CAUCACCCGUCAUCGUUUUGCUGAACUGAGGUCGGCGACGGAGUCUAGAAACAGGAAUUGAGUAUCCGAGUGAGAGUUUCGGUUUGACACUGCGUGACGAUAAAAAAAAAGCUUUGAUUAAAUAAGCCCACAUGAGACUCGUUCAUCACCCGUCAUCGUUUUGCUGAACUGAGGUCGACGACGGAGUCUAGAAACAGGAAUUGAGUAUCCGAGUGAGAGUUUCGGUUUGACACUGCGUGACGAUAAAAAAAAAAGCUUUGAUUAAAUAAGCCCACAUGAGACUCGUUCAUCACCCGUCAUCGUUUUGCUGAACUGAGGUCGACGACGGAGUCUAGAAACAGGAAUUGAGUAUCCGAGUGAGAGUUUCGGUUUGACACUGCGUGACGAUAAAAAAAAGCUUUGAUUAAAUAAGCUCAUACACACAGCUGCCAUGCCAGUUAACCAAUAAGACGCCUAGGUUUUUGGCCUCCAACUUCCUGUUUCCUGUUUUGUAUUUCUGUUGCCCAACAAAAUGGCAGACAAUGUCAAAUACAGCCCCGCCCCCACCCAGGACUCCACGGCAACGGUUACCAAUGGCCAGCCAAUCACAGACAACGCAGCAGCCCAGGACUCAAUGACGCUCAAAAAGGAGAUCUCCCUGUUGAAUGGAGUCUGCCUAAUAGUGGGCAACAUGAUCGGCUCAGGCAUUUUCGUGUCUCCGAAAGGUGUCCUGAUGCACAGCGGCUCCUACGGGCUGUCCCUCGUAAUAUGGGCAAUUGGGGGGCUUUUCUCGGUCUUCGGUGCCCUGUGCUACGCAGAACUUGGAACCACCAUUACCAAAUCGGGGGCCAGCUACGCCUACAUCUUAGAAGCUUUUGGGGGUUUCGUUGCUUUUAUACGUCUUUGGACGUCCCUGCUGAUAAUUGAGCCCACGAGUCAAGCUGUCAUCGCCAUAACCUUUUCAAACUACAUGGUGCAGCCGAUUUUUCCCACUUGCGAGUCUCCCUACAUCGCAGACAGACUGCUCGCGGCUGCCUGCAUCUGUUUGUUAACGUUUGUAAACUGUGCCUAUGUGAAAUGGGGGACCAGGGUUCAAGACUUAUUUACCUACGCCAAAGUCAUCGCUCUGAUUGCAGUUAUCAUAACUGGGAUUGUAAAGCUGAGUCAAGGUUACACGCAGAACUUUCAGAAUGUUUUUGAAGGCUCCUCAUUGGACGCUGGGAACAUGGCGCUGGCUCUGUACUCCGCCCUCUUUUCUUACUCUGGGUGGGAUACCCUCAAUUUUGUAACAGAAGAAAUCAAAGACCCUCAGAGGAACCUGCCUCUAGCUAUUGGUAUCUCCAUGCCUAUAGUGACUGUGAUCUACAUUCUGACUAAUGUGGCAUACUACACUGUGCUGCAGAUCCCGGAGAUCCUGGACAGCAACGCCGUGGCUGUGACGUUUGCUGAUCAGGUAUUCGGCAUUUUUAACUGGACUAUUCCCCUUGCCGUCGCCCUCUCCUGUUUCGGAGGACUAAAUGCAUCGAUCCUGGCUGCUUCCAGGUUGUUCUUCGUGGGGUCGAGAGAAGGUCACCUGCCCGAUUCCCUCUGCAUGAUUCACGUGGAGAGAUACACACCCAUCCCAGCCCUGCUGUUUAAUGGUGCGAUGUCUUUGGUCUACCUCUGUGUUGAAGACAUAUUCCAGCUCAUUAAUUAUUACAGCUUCAGCUACUGGUUCUUCGUUGGUCUGUCAAUCGCCGGGCAGCUGUACCUGCGCUGGAAGGAACCAGACAGACCCCGCCCACUCAAGCUCAGUCUGGUGUUUCCGGUGAUCUUCUGCCUGUGCACAAUCUUCCUGGUGGCAGUGCCUCUGUACAGCGACACCAUCAACUCCCUGAUUGGCAUUGGGAUUGCGCUGUCGGGGGUGCCCGUCUACCUGCUGUGCUGCUACAUCCCAGAGCACAGGAGACCCCUGUGCCUCCGCAAGACUAUCGCCUCCUUGGCCAAGUUUAUCCAAAUGAUUUGCUUCUCCGUUUUAACGGAGAUGGACAUAGACGAUGACAAAACCGAAUGAACUGGCCAAUAGGAAAACAUCUGCCAUCUUCACCAAUGCAGGAAGAGCUGCUCUGCCAAGCAACGAAACUCCAGGCACACCAAUCAGAGAGAGAGAGAGAAAGUGGGAGGCGACGACAGGGCCAUUCUUUUGCAAUGGCAACACUCCAGACAAAAAAGAAAUUAAAUAAAAAUGUUUUAAUAUAUUCUGCUAUGGGGAGGGUUAUUCUAUAUUUUGUAAAAAAUAUUGCUGCUGUCUGUGUAGUACAGCACAGAAGAGUACAACCGGACAUGCAAUGUAUUCAACCGUGGAUUUAAAUUAAAAGGGAUUUAAAACAAAAAAA
Polyodon spathula (Mississippi paddlefish) is the source of this 2354-nucleotide messenger RNA. RefSeq names its product solute carrier family 7 member 7 (gene slc7a7). The transcript has 12 exons. The coding region runs from base 512 to 2032 and encodes 506 amino acids. NCBI's taxonomy places the organism in Eukaryota, Metazoa, Chordata, Actinopteri, Acipenseriformes, Polyodontidae. The record is from RefSeq and is a predicted model, not a curated record. Gene Ontology annotation, cellular component: membrane. Gene Ontology annotation, molecular function: L-amino acid transmembrane transporter activity; basic amino acid transmembrane transporter activity. Gene Ontology annotation, biological process: amino acid transmembrane transport.